Penicillium olsonii is the source of this 5319-nucleotide messenger RNA. The record is from the annotation of a GenBank genome assembly. Lineage: Eukaryota; Fungi; Ascomycota; Eurotiomycetes; Eurotiales; Aspergillaceae.
AUGCCUGCACAAGCCGACAAAUCGAGGCAAGCAUCAACGGGAAAGUCGUUCUUCGGACGCAAGCUACACAAAGACAAAUCGGGGGAGGAUCGAUACGAUAACUAUGGAGGGUCCUACGACAGCCUGGCCCCGCCAGGUAGUUCAGCCGGGUCCCGUUCAUCUCGCUAUUCAAAACGAUCGUCGAUUCAAUCUGUUGACAUGACCCACGACCUGGACCCCGGCAGUUUCGCGCCAACUGCGGGCGUGAUCACUUCCAUACCAUUCGACAGCCUCUCCGCUGAGAGAACCCCGAUCUCAAUCGACAACAUGCCUCGCCCGGACUCCUCGCGCCAGGAACACUCCCCUAACCAUCUGGGCAAGGCAGGGGCCGAUUACCACCAGUACCCCACAUGGGCAUCUACUUCAGCACCGAAUGGUUCAGGGCACCCAACAGGACCUCGUCCGCCCCCGCAUGGCAACACCACUAUGACAAGCAGUACGUCGGGGGACCGAGGGGCCAGGUAUCAGCAAUGGGGACGUCCAGGUAGCUCUGCCGCGAGUGGGCCCCAUCACCCCUCUUCGAUCGAUUCGUCUGCCAACUCCCGCACCUCCCUCGACCAAACCAGCAUAUACUCAUCCGUCUCUUCCAACCCCCGCGGAUCAAACUACUUCUCCGACAAUUCCUCCCAUGGCUCUGCCCGCACCCUCACAUCACAUUCCGGAGAACGUAAUAUGAUUCCAAGCUCCAGUUCCGGCCGCCUUUCCAACGCAGGAUCGACUCAUCAAAUCUCAUCGCCUAUUCCCGCAGCCGUGCCUCGGCCACAAGAUAAUUAUCUCACUCGUCCCAGAGAUGACCGGAUCGUGGAUCAGCUGUUUCUGGAGCUGAUGCAGAAGAGAGGCUGGCAAAACCUUCCGGAACAAGCGAAACGUCAAAUGCUGUCUUACCCCGCCUCAAAGAAAUGGACGCUGGUACACCAGGAUCGCCUUACAGAACUGCAGGGAGAGCAAAAGAGACGACAGAAUGCGCGCCAAACACACGGCCAUGAUGGAAUGUCUGGGCUGCUUGAGCGUGCUGACGAGGAGGGCAGCCCGGAGUGGUAUGUCAAGAAGGUGAUGGACGACACCAUCACCUCGAAACAGCUUGCCAGUCUGAGCGUCAGUCUAAGGACACAGCCUAUUAGCUGGGUGAAAGCCUUUGUCGAAGCUCAGGGACAAGUCGCUUUGACCAAUGUUCUUAUGAAGAUCAACCGCAGGAAGGUCUCUGGCCCGGUCCCAGCUCCUCCAACUGGCGAUAAGGAUCUAGACCGCGAAUACGAUAUCGCCAAAUGUCUGAAAGGUCUCAUGAACAACAAGUACGGUGCCGACGAUGCCUUGGAGCAUCAGAAUGUGCUCGUGGCGCUCGUCAGCUCGCUUUCCUCACCUCGUCUCAAUACACGUAAACUCGUCAGCGAAGUCCUCACCUUCCUAUGUCACUGGGGAGAGGGACAGGGACACCAGAAGGUCCUGCAGUCUAUGGAUAAGGUCAAGAACGACCACAGCGAGACCGGUCGAUUCGAUGCAUGGAUGCGAAUUGUUGAAGUCACGAUUGAUGGCCGUGGCAAAAUGGGCAGUCUGGUCGGUGCCAGUGAGGAGUACCGCAGCGGCGGUAUUGGCAUGGAGAACCUGCUUAUGGAAUACGCCGUUUCGACCAUGAUCCUGAUCAAUAUGCUGGUGGAUGGCGCCGAAACGGACCUGCAGCUACGAUGCCACAUCCGCGCCCAGUUCACAUCAUGUGGAAUCAAACGGCUGCUCACGAAGAUGGAAGGCUUCCAGUACGAGGUCAUUGACAAGCAGAUCGAGCGGUUCCGCGAGAAUGAAGGUAUUGACUACGAGGAUCUCUUGCAGCGCGAGGGCAGCAGUAUGAAGGAUAGUAUCGAGGGUGAAGUCAAGGAUAUGAGUGAUCCUUUGCAAAUCGUCGAUGCUAUCUCCUCCAAAAUCAAUGGCAGUCGCUCUCAUGACUAUUUCCUCUCGGCUAUGCAGCACAUGCUGCUUAUUCGGGAGAACUCUGGGGAGGAAGGGCUGCGCAUGUUCCAGCUUGUCGAUGCUAUGUUGAGUUAUGUGGCAAUGGAUCGGCGGCUGCCAGAUCUUGAUCUUCGACAAGGAUUGACUUUCACCGUGCAGAGCUUGUUGGAUCGACUACACACCGAUGCUGAGGCGAGACGGGUGUACGAUGAGUCUUUGGAAGCUCGCCAGAUCGCCGAGGCGGCCAUCUCCGAGCGUGAUGAGAUGCGUGCACAGAUUGAGCUUGGUGCCGAUGGUCUGGUUCUGAAAUUGCAGAAACAAAUCAACGAACAAGCUGGCAUCAUCGACCUGCAGCAACGACAGACAGAAUCCUACAAGGCAGAGGUUGCCGAGGUGCAACGCUUGCGCGCCCAGGAACUGCAGCGCAAUGAAUUGGAAACCAGAGAAUUGUACUUGAUGCUUCGUGAUGCUCAGGAUAUCGCCGCUUCAAAUGCCCGCAAGGCUGCUCACCCCGAAACAGUGGAGGCUGAUCCCUCCCAGAUGCCUGGUAUCAUGGAUCGUGAGCGUUUGAUGGAGCGCCUAGAGCGUCAGCUCGAGCGUACGAAGACACAGUUCAAGCUGGAGGGCAAGGUGUGGGGUCAACAUGGGCCUUCAGAUCGACUACGUGAAUUGCGUGAAGAGAUGGAUGGAGAAGGCGGCCAUGACGACUUUGAGUCUGCCCACAGGCAUUUGGAUCCUGGCUCCUUGGGCUCCGUUUACCGGAAGCGCAGCCAUAUCCCCGAGAUGGAUGAUGAUAUCUUGGAAGACGAUGAAAUGACGCCUGUGGAUAGCAACGGUGGACCGAUGUACGAGAAGCCUCGCAUUGUGGAAAUGCAUCGUCCGAGAUUAAACGCCACGCAAGCUUCGGGUCUGCUCGGUGAAAUCGCUUCCAAGGUUCCAAAGUUCGAUGCCGAGGACCCUAAUGCCGACGCCCACGGUGUUGCUGCCCAGGGCCAAAUGGCUAUUCCACCACCCCCUCCUCCUCCAGGGGGUGUGGCUGCUCUACCACCGCCUCCGCCACCUGGUGGUAUAGCUCUUCCUCCACCCCCACCUCCACCCCCAGGAGGUGCUGUUGCUCUCCCUCCUCCGCCGCCUCCGGGAGGAAAGGUCGGGCUAUCACCACCUCCACCCCCCGGUGGAAAGAUUGGUUUACCUCCUCCGCCGCCGCCUGGUGGUGCAGGUUUACCACCACCUCCUCCCCCGGGAGGUGCCAAGGGAGUCCCUGGGCUACCGCCUCCUCCGCCUCCCCCAGGUGGAAAAGUUGGGAUACCCCCUCCCCCUCCCCCUCCAGGUGGUGCCGGCAUGGGGCUUCCGCCUCCCCCUCCUCCCCCCGGCGGCAAAGGAAUGUUGCCUCCCCCUCCUCCUCCACCCAAUGCCCCCCUGGGUGCAGGCUGGCGACCUGCCUACAUGGUUGGAGAGAUUGCGCCCGCUACAAUUGGCUUGCCUUCUAUCCGACCUAAGAAGAAGCUUAAGGCUCUUCACUGGGACAAGGUUGAUACACCUCAAGUGACAGUCUGGGCUGCCCACGCUCCGACAGCAGAGCAGAAAGAAGAGAAGUACACCGAUCUUGCCAAGAAGGGUGUUUUGGACGAAGUUGAACGACUCUUCAUGGCCAAAGAGACCAAGAUCUUCGGAGCCAGCACUGCCGCGAAGCAGCGUUCGGCGAAGAAGCAGAUCAUUUCAAACGAUCUUUCUAAGAACUUCCAGAUCGCGCUGUCUAAAUUCUCUCAAUACCCCGCUGAAGAGGUUACUCGCAUGAUCAUCCACUGUGACAAAGAAAUCCUUGAUAACAUGGUAGUCAUGGAUUUCCUCCAAAGAGAUGAGAUGUGCAAUAUACCCGAAAACGUCGCCAAAUUGAUGGCUCCCUAUAGUAUGGAUUGGACCGGGCCCGGUGCCUCGACUUCCGAUCGUGAACAAGACCCGACUGAGAUCACUCGCGAGGAUCAGAUCUAUCUUUACACUGCCUUUGAGCUCAACCACUACUGGAAAGCAAGAAACAGGGCGCUUGCCCUCACUCGCUCUUACGAACCGGAGUAUGAGCACAUAUCUUCCAAACUGCAGGAGGUAGCCAGGGUCAGCGAGUCCCUGCGUGACUCCGUAUCACUGAUGAACGUGCUGGGUCUUAUCCUUGAUAUCGGUAACUUCAUGAACGAUGCCAACAAGCAGGCUCAGGGCUUCAAGCUCAGCUCUCUUGCCCGUCUGGGUAUGGUUAAGGACGACAAGAACGAGACCACUUUUGCCGAUCUGGUCGAGCGUAUCGUCCGAAAUCAGUACCCUGAGUGGGAAGGCUUCCUUGACGAGAUCAGUGGAGUCAUCGGCUUGCAAAAGGUUAAUGUCGACCAGCUUCGCUCCGACGCCACCAAGUAUAUCAGCAACAUCAAGAACGUCCAGGCAAGUCUUGAUGCCGGAAACCUCAGUGAUCCCAAGAGGUUCCACCCUCAGGACCGGGUCAGCCAAGUCGUACAGCGAUCAAUGAAGGACGCCAGGAGAAAGGCCGAGCAGCUGCAACUAUACCUCGAUCAGAUGGUGAAGGCAUACGACGACAUCAUGGUCUUCUACGGUGAGGACAAUGUGGAUGAGAAUGCCCGCCGAGACUUCUUCGCCAAGCUCAGUUCCUUCCUCGUCGAAUGGAAGAAGUCCCGCGAGAAGAACACCGCGCUUGAAGAAUCUCGUAAGCGUACGGAAGCCUCCUUGGCCCGCAAACGCAUCAACGCCAACCUGGCCAACAACACGUCCACCCCCGACAGCAGUCUCUCUCCCGCCUCUAGCGGAGCCAUGGACUCCCUGCUUGAGAAGCUCCGCGCCGCGGCACCUCAAGCCAAGGACCAACGUGACCGUCGCCGUCGCGCUCGCCUGAAGGAACGUCACAACGUCCGCGUUGCCUCUGGCUCCAAACCCCCCGAAGAUGAGGAGGAAGAGAAGCCCGAGGAAGACGCAAAUGGUCUUCUGAGUCCCCCCGGGGCCGAAGAAGAAGAAGAGAAGCCCGAAGCCCAAGUCUCCGAGGGCGAAGACGUUGCCGAUCGUGCCGCCAGCAUGCUCCUCGGAUUACGCAGUAACUCCGACGCCGGCGGCGAGCGACAACGCCGAAGACGCGAAAGCGCCGACGAAGAACGUCGCAAUCGUCGGAUGAGGCGUCGCAACCCCACAGGCAGCAAAGACAGCGCUGACGGCGGUCUCCCCCCGGUUCAAGAGCCGGCUUCGCCGUCCCACUCCGUGGAUGAACAACUCCCCAGUCCACCGGGUGAACAGAGUCCGCCCUCUAUCGUUGUCUCUGGGCAAGAUGGACAUAAUUCGGAUUAA